AUGUCGCAACCACCUCCUGACCAAGCUCCUGCUGGAGGGGUCCCUGAUGCUGCUGUGCCUGAUGAAGCUUUCCGGGCUGCAAUCGCAACUGAGGAUGGAACCCCGGCCACUGGUGAUGCUGCGGUGAACGCGGCUGUCCAGGAUACCGCCAGCUCAAAGGACGUCUCCAUGACUGAUGCUCCUCCCGAGUCUGCAGCUUCUCCAGCCCCCGCCAAUGUUGCGUCCACCCCAGUCAAUGCUGCAUCUCCGAUGCCUGUGCGAACCGGCACCCCGAUGCGUAACACCAACGGUGAUUCGGGCUCGAGAUCUACUUCGCAGCACCCUGACCCAGGAUUCACCAUGCCGAGUGAGGCGCCGCCCCACGGUGCGCCCACGCGCCAGUAUCUGAAUAGCAAGGUCACUGGUGUGUUGCUGGAAGGCAUGAAGCAGUUGGCGAAGGACAAGCCGAAGGAUCCUUUGAGAGUGUUAGGCGAGUUCCUGCUCCAGCGCUCGAAGGAGCUCGAAGGCACCUCAUAA
Molecule: messenger RNA, 516 nt
Organism: Phaeoacremonium minimum UCRPA7
Lineage: Eukaryota; Fungi; Ascomycota; Sordariomycetes; Togniniales; Togniniaceae
Product: putative dpy-30 domain-containing protein
Exons: 3
Coding region: 1-516 (171 amino acids)
Source: RefSeq, a predicted model, not a curated record